Messenger RNA from Acanthoscelides obtectus, 3052 nucleotides. The record is from the annotation of a GenBank genome assembly. Lineage: Eukaryota; Metazoa; Arthropoda; Insecta; Coleoptera; Chrysomelidae.
AACACAGAAAUUUUGGUUAUUCGCUUGGAUUUGAUUAAUAAGUACCUUUUGAUUUUGAUGCCAAUGUGAUAACCACAAUUCUCCUGCUAAAAUUACAACUUUUGUAACAAAAUGAAAUCUAUCGCAUAUAUGUACAUUUGAAGUAAACACACAAAAUUCCCAAAUUUCUGUAUUAGUUCAACUAUGCUUGGAGAGAUGGUAGACUAUCCAGUGGUCAUCUGUAGAAGAUAGCUGUCAUCUUGAGUGAGUGAGAAGGGAAACGAAAAAAGACGAGGACAAAACAAAUAUGGAGUUUAUUUGCAGAAGUAUGACUUCAUUUCUCAUCCAGUGAGUUAAAACGUACAAAUCAAUCGUUUUUCGUGGUUCGCGUUAAUGAAACGCGUCAGUGCAAUUUUUCGUUGAAGUGCGUGCAAAAUUUCGUUUUUCGGCCAUUGGAAAAACCAUCAGUUGAGAAAAAACAAUCCUUAAAUUCAUCAAGAAAUCGAAGUUGAUAACUUCGAUCUAUCAGCUGUGACUGCAAAGUUCAGCUUUUCAGUUUGUUGAUUUUCUCGUUUGUGUGAGUUUUCUUGAAAAUACGCCAAACUGGAGCGAUUACCCGAAUACCUCCGAGAUACCGUGGACUGGUUUAUUGGCAAAGCUAGACGUAAAGAAAAAGAAGGUGGCGAAUCAUCGACUAGCACCGAUUCAAAAUUAUAUUUGGAAGCUACAGUUCUAGAACGAAAAUUACCAGAAAUGGACAUGAGGUUAUUGGUAGACCUCCCACCUGGUUUAGACUAUAAUGAGUGGCUAGCAUCACAUACAAUGGCCCUAUUUGACCACGUGAACUUGGUAUAUGGUACAGUUAGUGAAUUUUGCACCCCAUCUGGUUGCCCAGAUAUGACGGGGCCGGGUCAGAGAACAUAUUUAUGGUUUGAUGAGAAGGGCAAAAAGACGAAAGUUGCAGCCCCUCAGUAUAUAGACUAUGUGAUGACGUUUAUUCAGAAAACUAUUAGUGAUGAAACUAUUUUUCCUACAAAAUAUGCAAAUGAAUUUCCCUUAUCGUUCGAGUCAAUAGUGAGAAAGAUCGUUAGACUGUUGUUCCACGUGAUAGCGCAUCUGUACGCUGCGCAUUUCAAAGAGGUGAUGAUGCUGGGUCUCCACGCUCACCUCAAUCUCACCUUUGCCCAUCUCACAGCGUUGCAGCAUAGGUUUUCCUUGAUAGAAGCUAAGGAAACGGAAAUACUGCGAGACCUGGAAGUGGCGUUACAUUUGACAGAAGACAGCCAAGAGCUGGCGAACAAUAAUGAAAAAAUGGAUGACGCGGCGGCGUCGUCGUCGUCGUCAGAAAGCCAUUUGAAGACGCAGGUUACGGAAGCUAGCUGUGGUGACAAUAAAUGAAUUAGAUAGAUGGCGGGAGCCAAAAAUGACAAUUUUUCUAAAGUGGCGUUCUUCUUUGCAGCCUCGAAAACCUCUUAAAAGGAAUAAAAAAACACCUACUAGAUUUUUACUAGCGCGCAUGUGAUUCUCAAGACACAAUAGUGACUUUAUUUUUUUAGUGCUACUAUUUUAUUUAUUGUUUUUAAACUUUUUAUUUUUGUUGUCGACUUUUAAAAUAAAAAGUGGUUACACAGAUUUCUUAGAAGUUUCCUAGAUUAACACUGUACUUAUGCAGGGUGUGAUAGUCCUUUACGGUUGAAAUCAGCUCAGUACUUUUUUCUGAAUCAGACCUAUUCAAAGCACCUUAUGCAUCAUUUUAGGGUCGCAUGACAACGAUAUAAAAUUGACAAGAAACAUUCGUAUUGUUUGACAUUUAUAGAUGAUUCACAAGUUUAAUUUUGGUCUUCCAUUGCCUAUACGAUUUUUGAGAUCAAGUCGUUUACUUAUACUCGAGUAGGUGACGUGUAACUUAAAAGGUAACAUUGUCGAUUUUUUUGACAUUAUGUGCGUUUUUUGAAAUGUAGCUUUUCCUUAAAAAUAUCACCUUAUUUGAACUAGCUGACAUUUACUUUAGGUUCACUUGCAGUAGCCGUGGAAUCAACUAGCGGCUACCUAGUGGACAAGUUGACAUUUUACCGAUUUUUUUUUGAACAUCAUAAGUUACAGGUAGCUGCAUCAUUUCUAAUUUCGUUUUAUAAUACUCUUGUUGUAAAAUACUUGUUUGGUACUGGUGUAAUAGCAGUAGACGUUGCUAGUUCUUUUGUAGUUAACCCUUUAGUUUCUUCAGUUUCGUAUUUCUCUGUUGCUAAUUUUCUUUUUGGUGGCAAUGUCUUCUGAAUUGCUGGUGCUGUAAUACUAACUGUUUGCUCACUGCGCUCGGUAUAUCGUUCACUUCCUUCUUCUUGAACACUACCAACCUGAAUGGCACCUCUAAUUUUCACAAUUGUAGGAUUACAGUCACCUUCCAUAGCUUUCAGCAACUUUCUUUCCCAAUCUGACAAUUUAAUUGCUUUAUUACCAGUUUUUUAGAUGUUUUUUCUUCAAUCUUGAUUUCAUGUUGUUGAUUCUUUUUAAUAAGCCUUUAGUAUCUAAUGGUUUACAGAAUGUUGAUUCCUAUUUUUUUAACAUCUUCUUCAACGCAUCGUCCUUUCUCAUUUUUAUUUUUGGAACUUGUGACUUUUGCAAAAUAAUGGGAGCAAUGGCAAUUUCAUCUGCGAUAAACCUCAGGUCGUUGCCAUUAUUUUCUAUAGUUCUCUGUGUAAGCUCUGGAGCACAAAUGUCAGUGAUGCUGAGUGAACGAACUCCCACGUCAACUACAAGCUGGAACAAGUCAGGACAUGUCGCUCAAGAUACAAAUACCAUUCAACCGUUUACUUCUUCUUGGAGGAUAUCCUCGCGAGUAUACGGUAAUCAUUAUGAAUACGAAAACAAGAAUACAUAUGCUUAUAUUUCUACCUUUUUCUCCGAAGCAAGACCUUAUACUUUUACCUUAUAUUAUGCUUCCGAGGAUAUGUUUCUCUUUUAUGAAUGCGGCUCAUUGUAUCUUGAGAUGAGGGUAUGUCGUGGUUCUCGUAGCACCUCUGUUGUUAUGCUUCUUGGAUAACCUUUCUUCUCAAGUUCUUCUUUGAUGCGACGU